Anopheles arabiensis is the source of this 3035-nucleotide messenger RNA. Its product is annotated as vesicle-fusing ATPase 1-like. Gene Ontology annotation, cellular component: Golgi stack. The record is from RefSeq and is a predicted model, not a curated record. Gene Ontology annotation, molecular function: ATP hydrolysis activity; ATP binding. NCBI's taxonomy places the organism in Eukaryota, Metazoa, Arthropoda, Insecta, Diptera, Culicidae. Gene Ontology annotation, biological process: intra-Golgi vesicle-mediated transport; Golgi to plasma membrane protein transport; SNARE complex disassembly.
AUAAAACUUUGGUCAUGUCAUCAUCUUGAUGUGCAUGCGCAGCUGUUCUUCUGUUUUUGUGGUUUUGCUUAUACGAAUUUUUCCAUUCGCAUUGGAUCAAUAAUUCGUGGUUAAAUUGUUUAGAUAAGAAGGUUAGUUGUACUUCUGAUUAUGGAAUAAUCUAUAUUCAUAAGUUACUGCACUCUUUCUAGACUCACUGGAGAGGAUUUAGAGAAACAUACCAAAGUAAACUUAAUUUCACCGUCGUUCGAUUAUUACGUACACCAGGUUGGCUAGACUAUUUUCACAAUGGCAAUGAUUAUGAAAGCAGCAAAAUGUCCCACAGAUGAGCUGUCGCUGAAGAACAGAGCUAUAGUCAACGCAGGAGACUUUCCCGCUGAUGUCAAAUAUAUUGAUCUAUCUACAGCACCUGGUCAGCAUUUCAUUUUUUUAAUCGAACGUACGGUUUCUGGUGAAAUUAAUCCUGGAACCAUAGGGUUUUCAUUACUUCAACGGAAGUGGGCGACACUUUCAAUCAAUCAAGACAUUAGCGUCAAACCAUAUCAUUUCGAACGAUCAUCUGAAGUUCUCUGCAGUAUUGCUCUAGAGGUAGAUUUUCUACAGAAAAAAACUGUAACACAUGAACCAUACGAUAGUGAUCAAAUGGCAAGAGACUUUUUGCUUCAGUUUGCAGGAUUAGCUGUUACGGUUGGACAGCCAUUGGUUUUCAGUUUUCAAGAUAAAAAAUUGCUAUGCCUAGCAGUGAAAACUCUUGAAGUAAUUGAUGCCGCAGCCAUGGCUGGUGGUGCAUCAUCCAGUGGAUCUGGUAACGGUCCGGUAGAACCUAAACGAGUAAAUUUUGGUCGAUUGCUUGCAAACACUGUUGUGACGUUUGAAAAAGCUGAAAGCUCUGGAUUAAAUCUUGUUGGACGUUCUAAAGGUCGGGUAACGGCUGUGAGACAGUCUAUCAUUAAUCCUGAUUGGGAUUUUGGAAGAAUGGGCAUUGGUGGAUUGGAUCGUGAAUUUAAUGCGAUAUUUCGACGUGCUUUUGCUUCGCGUGUUUUCCCACCAGAGGUGGUUGAACAACUGGGAUGUAAACACGUAAAGGGCAUUCUUCUAUAUGGACCUCCUGGUACUGGUAAAACACUUAUGGCGCGACAAAUUGGAACAAUGUUAAAUGCUCGAGAACCAAAGAUAGUAAAUGGUCCGCAGAUUUUAGAUAAAUAUGUCGGUGAAUCAGAAGCUAAUGUGCGUCGACUAUUCGCUGAUGCCGAAGAGGAAGAAAAAAGACUUGGACCAGCAAGUGGUUUACACAUAAUAAUUUUCGAUGAAAUAGAUGCAAUUUGUAAAGCUCGUGGUACUGUCGGCGGAAAUUCUGGUGUGCAUGAUACGGUUGUCAACCAACUGUUGGCAAAAAUAGAUGGUGUUGAGCAAUUAAACAACAUUUUGGUAAUUGGAAUGACCAAUCGAAGAGAUAUGAUAGACGAAGCAUUGUUAAGACCUGGUCGUCUAGAAGUUCAAAUGGAAAUCAGUCUUCCUAAUGAAGAAGGUCGUGUGCAAAUUUUGAAUAUACAUACUAGACGCAUGAAGGAGUUUAAAAAGUUAGCUCCUGACGUAGACUUGCGCGAGCUUGGUCAAAAGACUAAAAAUUUUAGCGGUGCUGAACUGGAAGGAUUGGUACGUGCAGCGCAAUCCACCGCAAUGAAUAGACUAAUAAAAGCAGCUUCGAAGGUCGAAGUGGAUCCUGCGGCCAUGGAAAAGUUAAUGGUCACUAGAGAAGAUUUCUUACAUGCCUUUGAAAACGAUAUCAAACCUGCUUUUGGCACAGCAGCAGAAGCCCUCGAAAACUAUUUAACAAGAGGCAUUAUCAAUUGGGGCCUACCAGUGGCUCAUAUUCUUGAAGAUGGUGCUCUUUACACAGAACAAGCUCGAGGAACAGAAGGUUCUGGAUUAGUUUCAGUGCUUUUAGAAGCCCCAAAUGCGGGAAAAACUGCGCUGGCUGCUAAACUAGCGAAACUUUCUGAUUUUCCGUUCGUAAAAGUAUGCAGUCCUGAUGAGAUGGUUGGUUUUAGCGAGGGUGCUAAAUGUCUGCAAAUACGUAAGUACUUCGACGACGCUUAUCGCUCCACAUUCAGCUGUAUCCUAGUGGAUAAUAUCGAGAGACUGUUAGAUUAUGGACCAAUUGGUCCUCGAUACUCUAAUCUAACGCUUCAAGCAUUAUUGGUAUUACUGAAAAAGUCUCCUCCAAAAGGGAAAAAACUUCUCAUUUUGUGUACGACUAGCCGAAGGCAAGUGUUAGAGGAUAUGGAAAUGCUUUCGGCAUUUACUGCAGUACUACAUGUACCGAACCUUUCUACUGCGGAUCAUUUAAUUGCAGUACUCGAGCAGGAACCAGACGUGUUCGGUCGCAAUGAACUGGCUGCUAUUUACAAACGUUUAAAAGGACGUCGAAUUUUUGUCGGAAUCAAAAAACUAUUAGAUUUGAUUGAUUUAGCCCGUCAAAUGGAUCCGCAAACUCGUAUGAUGAAGUUUUUGUCAAAGCUUGAAGAGGAAGGAGCCAUUGAAGAUGCUACUGUGGCACAUUAAGCAAUAUUUAAAAGAGCAUUUUCAAUCGAACCCCUUGUAACGAAUUUUUCAAUGUAGAUGCUCAUAACUAGCAAAUCUAAAUGUUCUACAAAUACCCGUCUUAACGAGUUAAAUCUCGCAUAACGAGCAAUUUCAUUUUUGUUCCCGAUAAGAAAUCGUGAUCAUUUCGAGAGCUACAUUACUAAGAAUUGUUAAAAUUUUGGAAUUGAUGUUUCCUUUCGUUAUUGUUGAUCAUGUAGCCAUUUUAAACUUAAAUUAUGCCCAUUUUUAUAGAAUAACGUCACGCAAAAUUAACUUUUGUUUUUCAUCAAAAAAUCAUAGCUAUGAAUGAAAAAUGAGCUCGACGGCAUCGUCCAUCGAUAGAAGAACGUCUAAUUUACGAAAUCUUGGCGCUUUCAACACACUUAAUCACACACAAAUCCACAAUUUCAAGCGAAUUAUAUACAAAUCGAGCUGAUAUAGGAAAAUAA